This is a messenger RNA of Micropterus dolomieu (smallmouth bass), 2547 nucleotides long. It is a transcript of the gene tbpl1, whose product is annotated as TBP-like 1. The transcript is spliced from 8 exons. Gene Ontology annotation, biological process: DNA-templated transcription initiation. NCBI's taxonomy places the organism in Eukaryota, Metazoa, Chordata, Actinopteri, Centrarchiformes, Centrarchidae. Gene Ontology annotation, molecular function: DNA binding; general transcription initiation factor activity. The coding region runs from base 329 to 892 and encodes 187 amino acids. The record is from RefSeq and is a predicted model, not a curated record.
GGAAGGUGCCCUACUUGCUGGUCACUUACCCGGGGAGGAAGGGGUUUGACCAUAAUUUUUUUUACCGUUGACUGGAUUGUUUAUGUCGGGGAUACAGCACUGAGCUAGCUGAAGAGAUGCCUGUGUGAUUCGUGUUUUGUGUCACACUCCUAUAUCUCAAGUGACGUUAGAGGGGGACCACUUACCUGGAGAAACAGAUGAAUAGGUGCUGCAAAUAAGCUAGUCUUGUCUCUUUGUCUGUCUGUGAAAUGGUGGUGAUGGUUGCGUUGAUGAUAAAAGUGUGAGGAGAAGGCACUUGUGGUCCUCUUGCUGAACAGCACACUUCCCCAUGGAUUCCAGCAAUGACGAGGCACUUGAUAUCAUUAUCACCAAUGUGGUGGCAACCUUCAGGACCAGGUGCCACCUCAACCUGCGCACCAUUGCCUUAGAGGGAACCAAUGUCAUCUACAAGCCAGAAGUAGGGAAAGUCCUAAUGAAGCUUCGUAAACCCAAGAUAACAGCCUCAAUCUGGUCCUCAGGGAAAAUCAUAUGCACUGGAGCAACAAGUGAGGAUGAUGCAAAGCUAGGUGCUCGCAGGUUAGCACGCUGUCUGCAGAAACUGGGCUUCAAGGUGAGGUUUUCAGCCUUCAAAGUUGUGAAUGUGCUGGCAGUGUGCUCCAUGCCGUUUGCGAUCCACCUUAUAGACUUUACUAAGAAAAACCGACCCAUUGCCAGUUAUGAACCAGAGCUCCAUCCUGCUGCCACGUACAGGAUCAAAAAUAUCAAGGCUACUAUACAAGUGUUCUCUACUGGCAGCAUCACAGUUACAGGACCAAAUGUACAGAAUGUGGCCACAGCUGUUGAGCAGGUCUACCCACUGCUGUUCGAGUGUCGGAAACCCCUCUGCAAAUAAAAGCAAAAGGUUCAUGACAGAAGAAAAGGAAAGAGCAGGCACGUUGUGGGGAAGCACCAUAUCCUAGGAUUUGCUUGAUUUUUAUCAUUACAUGGCAACAGCCACAAACUUCUAACACAAUCAAAGGACUGGAUGUCACCUGGAUCUUUCAAAAUUCUCAGCCCUAGUUAGUCUUAAAAUUUCCCCCUCACAAAAUGUCAUUAUUGUUGUGGAUUGUUUGGCUCUUGUGAUUUUAACAGCCUAAACGUGCAAGUAUGUUUUUCAAACUUCAAAUCCUUCAGCGGAAACUGCUCCUCCAAAUCUAACUGAUACUGAAUGGAGCGUGGAAGUUAUUUGCUUUUGCUUUUUUUUUUUGUUGCUCUGGUCAUUUUUGCAUGGACACAGAAAGAAAACUUUUUCAGCAGUCUAAACAUUUGAAUGCUUAACAGUGGUGACAUUGUGAAGAGUCAGUAUGAUAACACUGAGAAGCCUCACCUUUAAACACUCUGUAUACAACAAGUCGUCCCAUUUGCCACAUCCUCUGGAAGAAUCUCCGUCCAAGGCUCGUUUUUAGAUGCAUUAACACAAAUACGAGGCAUCCCAUCCACUCUGUUUCCCGUAAUUUUGCCAAAAACAGCAGUCAAACCGUAGACUGAGUCUGGACUGUUACACAUGUACACAAUGUAAGAGCGGGCCCUAUGCACAAUAUGCACUCAUCUCUGAUUUUAAUUUUUAAUUGUUUCUCACAUUUCCUUUGUUGGAUUGUCAGUUCACUAUUAAAUUGUUUUCGUUUCUCCGCUGUGGCAUUGAAUCAGAAUGCACACAUUGUGAUUUACUUAAUUGUUGUUUCCUAAUAAUAGUUUUAAACACUAGUCAAAAUUGCAAAUAUUUCAUUGUGUUUUCUAGGCUCGGGCAAUGUACACAACAAGACUGAUGUCCAAAAUGUUUUAGAAUGCAAAGAAAAUUUUUAAAAGGUUCUGGUAUAUUUUGGUUUUGAGGUGGUGAGUUAUUGAGCCCCCCCCCCAAUCUGCUUUCACAGAACACAGCUUCUGGUUAGUCCCAGGCUAUAGUGGUACUGAGGAAAGGCGAGACAUUUUAAGUGGGCAAAAGAAUUAAAAGUUAUUAAAACACUGACGAGAACUGGCCUUGGAACUUGCUGUAAAGACACAGGACAAAGUGACAGAAACUCAUGGAGAAAGUAGAUUGUAAUUGUAAGUAAAUAACUAAAUAAUUACAAAAGCAGCCACUAAGUUACAGCAGUGCAACGUUGUCUGGCAGUCAGCUUAGUACUGUCAGCCAGCAAGAGGUUUGGCAAUACAUCCAUGUGAGAUUUUGAAGCAACACAAGACCAUGAACAGUGUUCAGAGAGGCCAUGCUUACAACAGUAGCCAGUACCUGAAUUGUCCGAAUAACAAACAUAGAAUACCGUUCUCUUAAAUAACAAAAAACAAUGGUGAGAGGUAAAGUUUUUAAGUGUGAACUGAAAACCUAGUGAGAGGCAAUGUGGUAUACGUAUGUAUAUAAUAAAGGCAUCUGAUGAAAAAAUUUUGGCGAAAACGUAGGCGCGUUGUCUCAAGUUGUUGGAUUUUUUGAAUCAGUGUCAACUGAAGAUUUGUGACGCUUGUUCAGAAUUUUGUAUUUUGUAUAAAAAUAAAGGUUAAUGGUAAACAAGGCCA